AGCAAACUCCACUCCGGAGAACAUCAGCCUGGGUAGCUGAAAUCGAGCAAACUCCAGUGAGUCAGCCUGAGGAGAAGCUGGAAGAUGAAAAGCAGGAGAAUGAGUCAAUUGAAGAAAUCAACUCCUGCCAGUAUGAGAUUGGGAAGAAGCUGGGUAAAGGAGCAUUUGGUGGCAGUGAAAUAUGUCGACAAGGACGAGGACACAGAUUACAUCAGCAUCCCGGGUUAUGCUGAACCCAUUCCUCGAGAGGUCGCUCUUCUGACUCUUGCCAGUGAGGGAGAUGAUGUCCCAGAGAUCAUUCAGCUUCUGGACUGGCAGGACUUUGAGAAUUAUUACAUCAUGGUCCUGGAGCGCUUCACUCCCUGUCAGGAUUUGUGUGAAUUCCUCUUUAAUGAAGAGAAACCACUCGACGAUAGGACAGCGAGAGUCAUCAUGUGGCAGGCGACCAAGGCCGCGCACAUGUGCUGCAAACGGGGAGUUUUCCACCGAGAUAUAAAACUGGAAAACUUCCUCAUCAACACAGACACCCUAGACAUCAAACUCAUCGACUUUGGGUGCGGUGAUUUUCUUAAGACGUCGGCCUACACGGAAUUCAUGGGCACAGAGGAAUACUUCGGCCCAGAAUACUUUAAAACUGGCGAGUACUACGCUAAGCCCACGACGGUGUACUCACUGGGUGUCCUGUUGUUCACCUUGGUGUGCGGGAGAUUCCCAGAUACCAUUGACAAGUACCAGAUGAAGAACAAGUUCUGGUCUACACAUGGCUUCUCUAAAGAAUGCUGCAGUUUAAUUGAAGCCUGUCUGCAGGAGAACCCAGAAGAUCGCAUUCAUCUGGGAAAGAUCCACGACCACGCUUGGUUUCAGGACGAACAUCAGAGAGACGACCAGCAGAAUAUCAUUGAGAGUCCAGCCGAUAAUGAUGUCAAUAGACUUCCAGAAGGAGAGAUUCAACUCCCGCUCACCACAGACAGUCAAGCGUCAGAAGGAGAGAUUCAAGUCCUGCUCGCUCCUGUCAGUCAGUCUGAGGAGAAGAUGGAGGAUGAAGAGCAUAAGUAUGAGUCGAUUGAAGAAAUCAACUCCUGGCAGUAUGAGAUUGGGAAGAAGCUGGGUAAAGGAGCAUUUGGUUCAGUCUAUGAAGGCACACGUGUGAGCGACGGCUGGAAGGUGGCAGUGAAAUAUGUCAAAAAGAACAAGAACACAGAUUACAUCAGCAUCCCGGGUUAUGCUGAACCCAUUCCUCGAGAGGUCGCUCUUCUGACUCUUGCCAGUGAGGGAGAUGAUGUUCCAGUGAUCAUUCAGCUUCUGGACUGGCAGGACUUUGAGAAUUAUUACAUCAUGGUCCUGGAGCGCUUCACUCCCUGUGAGGAUAUGAACGGUUUCGUCAGGCGUUAUGGAGGCAGCAUCGAUGAGGAGCUCGCUCGAGUUAUCUUACGGCAGGUGACUGAAGCUGCUGAAGUGUGCCGCAGACGAGGAGUUUUCCAUCGAGACAUCAAAAUGGAUAACCUCCUCAUAAACCCAGACACACAAGAGGUCAAAUUAAUUGACUUUGGUUGCGGCGACAUCCUAAAAACAUCCACCUACAGGACGUAUAUUGGCACAAGAAACUACGUCUGCCCUGAAUUCUUAGAAACGGGCGAGUACAACGGAAAUCCAGCGACGGUGUACUCACUGGGAGUUCUCUUGUUUGUCAUGGUCUGCGGGGUGUUUCCAAACUAUAAUGACCUGUACCAGAUCAAUGAGAAGAUGUGGUAUGAGGACGGCUUGACCACAGAAUGCUGCAGUUUAAUUCAGUCGUGUCUGCAGAAGAAUCCAGAAGAACGUUUGCUUCUGGAAAACAUCCUUGAGCACGUCUGGUUUCAGGAUAAUGAUGGUGUAACUGGUGUAAGGUGAUGACGUAAGUAUUGUCACCAAUAGAAAGACAGAACCCCCCAGAAUAACCCAGAGCACUAAAAUACACUUGGUGCACUUCCAUAAGUGUACUUAAACUGAUCUAUCUAUAAUCACACAUGAUGCUAAAAAUAUCAUCUUUAGUACUUCUAUUCAUAUCUCAAAAUAACACAGUUGAGUACACUUAGAUCUAAUGAAUUAGAUCUUAGAAACUACUAAAGAAUAAUGUUUUCUAUAUUAAGUACAACAUUUGUGUGUGAAAAUAGAUUUAAAUUUAGAUACAUGUAAUUGUGUUUUAGUGCAAAUUUUCACCUGGGCGAAAAGAAAAAGGGGAAAAAAAUAAAAUAAAAUACGGCUGGAACGACAUAAUUAAUUACGUUGACGUGCAGCACAUCACAACACAUUUAAAAGGAAACUUGCCUUUUUUAUUCAGAGCUGUGACAGUAAUACGUGUCGAGCUAUAACAGAUUACAUACAGGCCGUAGUUUGUCUUCAAUAUAGUUGUGUUGAUAGAGAGAUGUUAGACCCUUGACAUGUCGUUCCAGCCAUUAAAUAAAAUUCAAUUCAAUUUAAAACGAGUCUGGCUUCAAAAUGCUCAUUUUAAACUGUACUUUUAUAUGUUAUUUAAUGGUAAUAGUAUAUUUCUUCCUUUACCUUUGCUUU
This is a messenger RNA of Triplophysa rosa, 2550 nucleotides long. Its product is annotated as testis-specific serine/threonine-protein kinase 2-like. Lineage: Eukaryota; Metazoa; Chordata; Actinopteri; Cypriniformes; Nemacheilidae. The transcript has 13 exons. Gene Ontology annotation, molecular function: protein serine/threonine kinase activity; ATP binding. Gene Ontology annotation, cellular component: cytoplasm. Bases 85 to 1890 code for a protein of 601 amino acids. Gene Ontology annotation, biological process: protein autophosphorylation; regulation of mitotic cell cycle; negative regulation of apoptotic process. The record is from RefSeq and is a predicted model, not a curated record.